GCUGGGCUCUGCCUCAGGUUCAUCUCUCCCUCUGUUUCUUAAACCCUUUCCCUUCUCUCGGACUCUCUCCUCCCUUGCUCUUCCUUCCCUGGCGGCGGCGACUGGGCGAGCGGCGGCGCUCACGACUUCGCCCAGCCCUUUGCCGCCGACGAGCACCCACCAGCCGCCCCUCCGACUCCGGCCUCUGUUCAUCUGUCGUCCUCCUCGGCUCCUAACCAGUAACCCCACCUCCGCCACUCCUUACUGCUCUGUGCAGACCGAUCCCGCCCGCCAAGGAUGAAGUCCAAGGCCAACGGGAGCAUACAGAAGGCAGGGAAGGCUAAUGAUGUCCAAGGAGGACCAAACUGGGUUCUUGUUGCUGGAGGAGUUUUGCUUAGCACACUUUCAGUCAGACUUGGGUCCAAACUGAAGCAAAUAUUUGUAACCAAGCAGCAAAAUACUUCUACCAAAGCCAAAAGAAGGCCUGGGACAUGUGAUCUGCACUCCAACCUCUACAGGUUUAGUGAUCAAACUAGCUGUCACUGUUAUAUGUCAGGGCAUGCAGAUGGAGUGGAUGUCAAGCAAGCACCUCCAAGUCCUAUAUCCAGAUCAACUGAACCAUCCAAUCUUCUUGUCAAGAUACCAGCAACAGAAUCAAACAAAGAGAACAGCGGUGUCAUGUGGUCAUCAUCACCUGACCGGCUUGAAGAUCCCCAGAAAACAUUUCAGUACUCAAACUGUUCAGGCUCUCCGUCUGUUUCAGAAUCAGGAUCUGACAUUUACAGCAAGCGAGAGGUCAUACAGAAGCUGAGGCAGCAGCUCAAGAGACGUGAUGAGAUGAUCAUGGAGAUGCAAGCUCAGAUUGCGGAUCUCAAGAACUCUCUCACCAUCCAGGUGACACAGAACACCAACUUGCAGUCUCAAUUGGAUGGCACCAACCGAGAUCUGUUUGAAUCUGAGAGGGAGGUUCAGCAUCUAAGGAAGAUCAUCGCAGAUCAUUGUGUUGCAGAAUCGCUCUUGCAUGAUAAACCUUUUCAAGCAGGACAGUGGCAGUCAAAUGGCACCAAUGGGCAUGUUAAUGGCUAUUCUGACAGCAGUCUGGAUGACCCUGAGUUGCAUUGUAACGGUGUGGAGAAGAGGAAAGGAGAGGGAGAGAGGGUGGAGUUGCUAAAGAGAGAGGUCAGUGAACUGAAGGAAGUUAUUGAAGGCAAGGACUUCCUGCUUCAGAGCUACAAGGAGCAGAAGGUGGAGCUGAGCUCUAAGAUCAGAGAACUGCAGGAAAAACUCUCAGCUCAAGUGUCGAACAUCUUGUAGUACUCUAGGUUGCUUUGCUACACGGACCAGAAGGUGGUUCUCCGGUACAAUAAGCAGGGCUUUGCAGAAGCUCUCAGCACACAUCACCAAAAUCUUUGCUAAGGUCUUUGCAUAAUGUUAGGUUGUUGAUUGAUUUUUCUCCCAUUUUAGUCGUGGUGUCAAGUCGAUUUGCUUUCUGAAUAUUAGGAAGGGUCUCUUCUUUAUUCAUUCAUUUCUCAGACCUAGGUAGGUUGGUAGUUCAAUCAAUGUUCAAUGGUGAACUUGGUGCCUAGUUAUUUGUACAGGUCUUCCAUUUGCGUACAAUUGUGCAUCGUGCCUCCUCUUUUGGACCAGUAUGGUUCAGAGGGGCCCUUUGGAAUGGAUGGGUUCAGCCCACGUAUGGCAUUUGCCUCAUUUAUCGA
Panicum virgatum (switchgrass) is the source of this 1694-nucleotide messenger RNA. RefSeq lists its product as uncharacterized. The transcript is spliced from 5 exons. NCBI's taxonomy places the organism in Eukaryota, Viridiplantae, Streptophyta, Magnoliopsida, Poales, Poaceae. The coding region runs from base 277 to 1293 and encodes 338 amino acids. The record is from RefSeq and is a predicted model, not a curated record.